This is a messenger RNA of Didymella exigua CBS 183.55, 1579 nucleotides long. RefSeq lists its product as uncharacterized. Bases 231 to 1499 code for a protein of 422 amino acids. NCBI's taxonomy places the organism in Eukaryota, Fungi, Ascomycota, Dothideomycetes, Pleosporales, Didymellaceae. The transcript is spliced from 3 exons. The record is from RefSeq and is a predicted model, not a curated record.
ACGUUGAUUUGAAUUGAAUGGAUGAUACCCUUAUCUAUCCUACGUUGACGUUCGUGCUCCCUUGCUUCCCCUCUGGCCUGACGCGCUGCAGCAACAAACUCGUGAAUAGCAAUGAUGUCAGAGCCGUCACUCCUGCACUGACAUGAAGUAUUGACAAUCAACCGUAUCCCCACCAUCCGCUCCACAGCCUAGCCAAUCGCUGACCGGAACACAGUCGUGGACCGUAAACGAUGCAGAAGACGAUCCUGCUGUGCUUUAUCCAUGGCUUCAAGGGCGGCGACGACACAUUCGGCACGUUCCCCUCGCACCUCAAGGCGCUCCUGCAGCACGCGCUCCCCAAAGUGACGGUCCUCACCAUCACGUACCCCAAGUACGAGACGCGCGGCGACCUGCACGAGUGCGUCGGCCGCUUCAAGGAAUGGCUGCAGGACAAGGUCAUUGACCUCGAGGUCGCCAAUGCAACGCCCUCGCCGACCGUCGACCCAAGCGUGCGCACCAUCCUGGUGGGCCACAGUAUGGGCGGCAUCGUCGCGGCCGAGACGCUGCGACGCAUCCUCGCCGAGCAGCCGGUGCCGAGUCUGCAGCGCUCGCAGACCGACGCCGAGACUGCGCCGCAGGGCCUGGCCGAGGGUAGCACGCUCAUGUUCCCGUACAUCCAGGGCCUGCUCGCCUUCGACACGCCCUUCCUUGGCAUUGCGCCUGGCGUCGUCGCCCACGGCGCUGAGAAGCACUGGAACACGGCCAGCUCCGCCUACGCCGCCUACAGCAACGUCGCCGGCGCGUUCGGCUGGGGCUCCAAAGACACCCCCACCGCCGCCGUCGACCCGAGCAGGCGCCUCCCCGCGCCCACUUCCAGCGCCGACGCCGCCUCCGCACCCCUCUGGCAGCGCUACGGCCGCGUCGCCAUGUUCGCCGGUGCAGCGGGCGCCAUCGCCGCCGGCGGCGCCGCAGCCUACAUGAAGAAAGACCAGAUCAGCCAGGGCGUGACGUGGGCGACCUCGCACCUGGAGUUUGUGGGCUCGCUCGCGCGUCCAGAGGAGCUGAAGACGCGCCUCGCGUCCGUCAUCCAGCUCUCGCGCGCGCACGGCCUGGGCUUCGCCAACAUCCACACGACACUCGGCCGCGCCGUCGACGCCCAGAAGCGCGAGUCCUGGACCGGCGCCGUGGCGGGGCGUGACCGCACCUUCUGCAAUCUGCCCACCGGCAGCGCGCGCGAGUUCUUCGUGCCAGCCGGCAACGACAAGCUGGAGGCUGAGACACUCGCACACAUGGCCAUGUUCAAUCCCCGCAGCAAUCCGGGUUACUACACCCUCAGCGAGACGGCCAAGGAGCUCGUCAGCGACUGGGUGCUGGGCGCGUGGUAUGAGGAUAGCGAGGGCCGUGUGCCUGGGGAGUGUGAGGGUGAGGCAGAGCUGGUUAUGAAGCCGUGCGAUGACGAGGUGCUGGGUGUGCAGGACUUGGAUGAGGGGUUUGAGCAUGUCAAGCGCGCCGAGAGCUGAUGCGCGGUGGGUCGGCGGAGAGAAGUGAUGCGCGGUGCAGUGGAUGGGGAGAGUGUCGGCGAGGAAGCAGAUGGAGAGUC